This is a messenger RNA of Pecten maximus, 803 nucleotides long. RefSeq names its product procollagen C-endopeptidase enhancer 2-like. The coding region runs from base 15 to 803 and encodes 262 amino acids. The transcript has 7 exons. The record is from RefSeq and is a predicted model, not a curated record. NCBI's taxonomy places the organism in Eukaryota, Metazoa, Mollusca, Bivalvia, Pectinida, Pectinidae.
UCUUAUAUCAAACGAUGUGGAUAUCGUAUCUUCUGCUGUUUGCUGGGACACUCCACCUCGGAAGUGGUACAGCGGGAAAUUGUUGUGAGCUCGAUACCUCUAUCAACGCUCCAAUCAACGAACUCAAGAGCAUCGAAGUUACAUGCAAUCCCGGCUUUUUCACCCCCUGUAAAUGGACUGUCAUGGCCCCGCCAGGAGCAGUGAUAGGAGUGGAGAUCAGUUCGGUCAUUGUUGGAACUACUACUACAGUAGUAUAUAAGAACGACGCUGGAAAUAUUUUGGGGACAUUUACUUCUACCAACCAAAUUAUUCCUUUAAGAGUCGCUGGCCAAUUUUUUACCGUCGAAAUUACUACAGCACCGCUGAACACACCCCCUUCCGGAGGAGAGGUGCUGAAUUUUAAAUACCUAGCCAUCACUUCACCAGCUCCUGACUCAGCUGCUGCAUGCUCUUCGGGGGAGACAAUAUCACUGGAUACGGUUACUGGUGGCGAAACAUGUAUCGCUUCCCCUAAUUUCCCGGAUGAUUAUCCAUUAGCAAGAACAACAUGUAGAUGGCGUAUCGAAACAAGUGAUACAAUCGAGUACAACGUUAUUUUUUUUCACACGGAGCGCAGCGACACCUGUCAAUACGAUUUCGUGAAGAUCACCGUUGCUGGAUCUACAGGACCACCACAAUGUGAUAGACAACUCCAAGGUGUGACCCAGACGGGCCUGGCCAGUCCUGUGGAAGUGAAAUUCACAUUUGAUGACUACAAAAGCUUUCCCGGGAUUUUCAUUUGUUUGAAAAAAAUCGGUAAAUAA